Cinclus cinclus is the source of this 2125-nucleotide messenger RNA. RefSeq names its product AGBL carboxypeptidase 2 (gene AGBL2). Gene Ontology annotation, biological process: proteolysis. NCBI's taxonomy places the organism in Eukaryota, Metazoa, Chordata, Aves, Passeriformes, Cinclidae. Gene Ontology annotation, molecular function: metallocarboxypeptidase activity; zinc ion binding. The transcript has 11 exons. The coding region runs from base 2 to 2086 and encodes 694 amino acids. The record is from RefSeq and is a predicted model, not a curated record.
CAUGGGCAACACCGGCCCUGGCUGGCAGCGAGGUCCUGGGCACAAGCCAAAUCAGUGGGUGCCCCCCAACCCGGAGCCCUUCUGCCCACCCAUGGGCCCGGAGCAGCCCAUGUACACUCUUGGUGAGGACCAGGGCACCAUUGUCUACCACUCCAGCCCAGUGCUCCAAGGCUCCAGCUUUACCCGUGCUCGGGUUGGGGGGGCCCCGGGGCCACUCUCAUCACCAGCAGCUCCCUUGGAGGGUCCACAGGACACCACACUGCUCUUUGAGUCCCGCUUUGAGAGCGGGAACCUCCAGAAAGCCAUCAAGGUGGGACCCUACGAGUACGUGCUGAUGCUGCGGCCGGACCUGUACACAGCCAAACACACACAGUGGUUCUACUUCCGUGUCCAAAACACGCGGCAGGACCCGCUCUACCGCUUCACCAUCGCCAACAUGGCCAAGCCCAAGAGCCUCUACGGCCAGGGCCUGCAGCCACUGCUCUACUCCCAGCAGGAUGCCCAGAGCCGUGGCAUAGGCUGGCGCCGGGUCGGGACCGACAUCCACUACUGCCGUGGCAGUGCGGGGGAGCCGCCCCUGUUCCGGCUCAGCUGGACAGUGCGCUUCCCACACGAUGGAGACACGUGCUUCUUUGCCGCCUGCUACCCCUACACCUACUCGGACCUGCAGCGCUACCUGUGUGCGCUGGCAGCCGACCCGGCGCGCUCGCGGUACUGCACGGUGCAGAAGCUGUGCCGCAGCCUGGCCGGCAACAGCGUGUACCUGCUGACCAUCACCAGCCCAGGCGGCACGGCCGGCAAGCGGGCAGUGGUGGUGAGCGCCCGCGUGCACCCUGGAGAGAGCGGCGCCUCCUGGGCCAUGAGAGGAUUCCUCGAUUUCCUCCUUAGCGCCCAUGCGGAUGCGCAGCUCCUGCGCCGCCUCUUCGUCUUCAAGGUGGUGCCGAUGCUCAACCCCGAUGGGGUGGUGGUGGGCAACUCCCGCUGCUCCCUGGCAGGACGGGAUCCCAAUAGGGCUUACGGGAUGGCGCUUCCUGGCUCUUUCCCCGGCGUGUGGCACCUGCGGGCCAUGGUGAAGAGGGUGCUGGCAGAGCAGGAGGUGGUGCUAUACUGCGACUUCCAUGGACACAGCCGGAAGAACAACGUCUUCAUGUACGGCUGCGAUGCCAGUGGGGACGGCACCGGGACACGGCUGCACCAGCGCGUGUUCCCCCUCAUGCUGAGCAAAAACGCCCCUGACAAGUUCUCUUUCUCCAGCUGCAAGUUCCAGGUGCAGAAAAGCAAAGAGCGGACAGGCCGGGUCUCCAUGUGGCGCCUGGGUGUCUCCCACAGCUACACCCUAGAGGUGGCUUUCAGUGGCUCCACACUGGGUGGAAGGAGGUCCCACUUUAGCAUGGAGGACCUGGAGUCACUGGGUCGCCUCCUCUGUGACACCCUGCUCGACUUCUGCGACCCUGCACCCCGCAAGCUCCAGCAGUGCCUGGUGGAGGCAGAUGUGCUGCUGCAGCAGCAGAUGGGUCUUGAGCCAGGCUCUGGAGGCAGCUGGAGCAAUGUGUCCCCCUCAGAGCUUGAGUCCAGCACCAGUGGUUCCGAUAGCUCCAUGUCCGAUGGGAUCCCAAAUGACUUCCACAGCCCUGACCGGCUGAUGGAGUCACACAGGAGGAAGCGGCUGCAGAGACGGCGAGCAAGGAAUGGCCUGCGCCGAACCAACCGGAGCCACACCAGCAUCCCAGCUGGGACUUGCAGGCAUCCAAUUCUUCCUGGUGUCCAGAACGGAGGUGGCAGUGCGGGAGAGAAGCCCAGAGCCAGCUCCAAUAUCACUUUUCCCAGGGCAGCUGGAGCAGGGAAUGGCCGCUGUGCCACCAUGGGAAGGCAUCAGCUGGACAGUGGCACAAGUGCUGUGACACACCGCAAGCCACAACUGAGCCCCUGCCACCAUGGUGCCACCAGUGGCUACUCCUGGGAUCCAGCCAUGGGAGCAAUCCUGGGGCCAUCCUGGCAGCGGGGCAGGCGCAGGCCCAGGGACAGGACACAUCCCCUCACUGUCCCUGCAGUGGUCUCACGCUGCUGUGCCUGUGCUCGGCAGUAAAGAUGCUGCCAUCUCCAUGUCUGUGUCUGGUUCUGCCUG